Molecule: messenger RNA, 1525 nt
Organism: Corylus avellana
Lineage: Eukaryota; Viridiplantae; Streptophyta; Magnoliopsida; Fagales; Betulaceae
Product: hyoscyamine 6-beta-hydroxylase-like
Source: RefSeq, a predicted model, not a curated record
UCGUCUGUUUUUGCAUUAUAUUAUACAAACAAUUAUCAAAUCAUUCAAAGAAUUUGCCUUUCAGAGGACCUAAACACCUUUCUAUUCUUGUCUUGCUCUGAAGAAACAAAGAUCUCCAUAACCAAAAGCCUAAAGGAAUAAGGAAGGAGGCGCUCAUUGGAGAAAAUGGAGAAGCUCAUAUCAAGCAGAUCUUACUUGCCAUUUGUGCCAGAAUCUUUCAUAUUACCACCAGAAAGUAGACCAGGCCAGACUAAAUUUCCUCUAUGGGAGUCCAUUCCAGUCAUUGAUCUUGGAGGAGAACUUGCCUUUGAUCGAGCCCAGCUAGUUAAACAGAUUAUACAGGCUAGCCAAGAAUUUGGAAUCUUUCAGCUGGUUAAUCAUGGGGUUUCGGAGAAACUAAUGCAUGAUGUAUUGGAGGUGGCCAAUGAGUUCUUUGAGAUGCCUGCCAAGGACAAGGAAAGCUUAUAUUCUGAGGACCCCAAUCAAACUUGUAGAGUGCGCACAAGCAUAAACUAUGAUAGUGAGAAGGUUCAUUACUGGAGAGACAACCUGCGGCACCCUUGUUAUCCUCUAGAGGAACACAUGCAAAUUUGGCCUGAAAAGCCAGCUCGUUAUCGGGAGGUGGUUGGAAGUUAUUCGACAGAGGCAAGGAAGCUGACUUUGUGGAUUUUGGAUUUAAUUGGUGAAGGAUUAGGGCUGGAAACUGGAUAUUUUGGGGAUGAACUCAGCCAAGUUCAGUUUAUGUCCAUAAAUCAUUACCCUCGAUGCCCGGAUCCAAGCCUAACCUUGGGGUUGCCUAAACAUUGCGAUCCUAAUCUCAUAACCCUCGUUCUUCAAGGGGAAGUGCAUGGGCUACAAGUCUUCAAGGAUGGACAAUGGCUUGCAGUUGAGCCACUCCCUAAUGCAUUUGUGGCCAAUAUAGGCUACAUGUUACAGGUACACCCUAUUUUCUCAUCUUCAUCUUCCUCUAUAUAAUUUUGCUUCCAUUUCUUGCCAACCUUAGGGGAGACAAUUCGUAUUUGUACGUCAGGCUACAAGUUCAAAUUGUGUCAAAACAUAGGUAUAAUACUAUACAUGUCGUCAACCCUAACCCAACCUAUUUAAUGAAACAUAUUACAUUCUUUAAUUCUAACCUACUAAUUUCAUGUUUGAUUCGCAGAUACUGUCAAAAAUUAUCCGUCCUAACCAACCCUUACAGUCUUAUAAUAAAUCUUUUGCUAGAUUUCAAAAUAUCACCUCCAUUUCCUAGAACCUAGCCGUUAGAAAGACGAAUAAACAAGGCAAAAAAGAAAAAGAAAAGAAAAAAAGAGAGACAGGGACUUUUUCGAUUUGGAGGUGAAUAAGAAGGGCAGCCCCAAAGGCCUCCAUACAACUAUACCACGGUUGCAUAGGCAAUCCAACCAACUAUAACAAUUACACCACGGGUUAUCAUCACCAUUUCCAAUACCCUAAGAACCAACCAGCCAUCUUUUAAGAGUGGAAGACAAAUACUCCCCAAGCAGCCUUGGCUCCUCCAUGGUUGAGA